Miscanthus lutarioriparius is the source of this 864-nucleotide messenger RNA. The record is from the annotation of a GenBank genome assembly. NCBI's taxonomy places the organism in Eukaryota, Viridiplantae, Streptophyta, Magnoliopsida, Poales, Poaceae.
AUGCCCGGAGCCGCUGCGCUUGCGCCCACGCUCGCGUCGGCGUCGGCGAGCAGCUCCGUGUCCACGUCCGCGGCCGCGGCCUCCUCCACGCUGGUUCCGAAUCCGACAAGCCGAGGCGACCCGCUUUUAACUAGCAGGUCGUGCCGCAAUGCUACUCCACUUGUUCCCGUUGCGGCAACCCGUCGUCACGUGCGCGUGAGCGGCUGCCGCGGCGCGCCUCUAGUCGCCAGUCCCCACCACGCUCGAAACCCUCGCCUCCGAUUCGCGUCUUCGGCAGCGGCGGCGACGGAGGGGAUGGCUGCGGAGGCGAGCACGGCGGAUGCGGCGUCGGCAGCCGAGGCGAAGCCCUUCGCUGUCCUCUUCGUGUGCCUCGGAAAUAUUUGCCGGAGUCCUGCGGCUGAAGCUGUGUUCCGGACCCUCGUAAACAAGCGUGGGCUUGACUCCAAGUUUCUCAUAGACUCUGCUGGUACCAUUGGGUAUCAUGAGGGUAAUAAGGCAGACUCAAGGAUGAGAGCAGCUUCAAAGAAGCGGGGGAUUGAGGUCACCUCAAUAUCCAGGCCUAUCAGACCCUCAGAUUUUCGUGAUUUUGAUCUUAUCCUUGCAAUGGACAGGCAGAACUAUGAAGAUAUAUUGAACUCGUUUGAGAGAUGGAGACGCAAGGAGCCCCUCCCUGAGAAUGCACCCAAUAAGGUUAAGCUGAUGUGCUCCUACUGCAAACGACAUACUGAGUAUGAAGUCCCAGAUCCUUAUUAUGGAGGCCCUCAGGGAUUUGAAAAGGCUAGUAGCAUGAUGUACUUGUUAGUUGUUAGCACAAAGUUUGCAAUCAUGUUCUCGAUCUUAUUAGUUGAGAUUUUAUCCCAGUGA